AUGUGCGGUACUGCCACGCACCCCACACCGGCUGGAGCAGCUACGAGCGAGGCCGGCUCUGCGCCGAGGGGCGGCACUCACCGCGCCGACAGGGAGCCGCUCCUCCGCGCCGCCGGCGAGAACAGCACCGGCGAGGCGCCUGCCGCCACCACGGGCAGGCCCUUCUUGCCGCCCGGCCGGGAGAGCGGGCUGGGCGCGGCGCUGCCCAGGGUCCUGCGGGCCGACCCCGGGGUCCGCGGGGAGGCGGGAGUCGACGGGAACAUGGCCGUGCGUGCGGGAGCGGCACCGCGCUCCCGCCCGGCGCGCGCCGAGCGCGUCACCGCGGGGCGGGGCCGCGCGGGAACCGAGCGCGACCGGCAGCAGCCGAACGGAGCCGAGCGCGACCGGGAGGAGCCGAACGCUCCGGGUGGGGGAGAGCCGAGAGGAGCCGAGCGCGGCGCGGCCCCUGCCGGGGAGCGGCGGAAACCCCGCGGCGGCCACUCGAGCAGGGCACCCUACCCGCCCUCAGGGGGUGAAUGGCGACCCGGGCCGCCCCUCAGCGCUGCCCGCCCUCAGGGGGUGAAUGGCGACCCGGGCCGCCCCUCGGCGCUGCCCGCCCUCAGGGGGCGAAUGGCGGCCCGGGCCGUCCUUCGGCGCUGCCCGCCCUCAGAGGGCGAAUGGCGACCCGGGCCGCCCCUCGGCGCUGCCCGCCCUCAGAGGGUGAAUGGCGGCCCGGGCCGUCCCUCGGCGCUGCCCGCCCUCAGAGGGUGAAUGGCGACCCGGGCCGCCCCUCGGCGCCAAGCUGAAACACGGUCCUCUCGCUCAGAUGUUCCCGAAGCUAUGCUCUGUCCUUCGGGGUGUUCCCAGGAGGAUUCACAAGGGUGGGUUUGGGUACCAUUCCUCAUGUGAUUAGCUGGCGCUAACCAGCUGGAUGUGAUCAAAAAACAGCUGUUCAACGACCAUUUGGAAGAAGGCAUUUUUCAGUAGGAAUUGCCUUAUGUUUAAAAUAGCCUGUGCAUACCUGUGUUUGUACCCAAAUCUCUAAUUAAUUAAAUAAAUAAAUGCACAAAACCA
Passer montanus (Eurasian tree sparrow) is the source of this 1053-nucleotide messenger RNA. RefSeq names its product collagen alpha-1(II) chain-like. The coding region runs from base 1 to 750 and encodes 249 amino acids. The record is from RefSeq and is a predicted model, not a curated record. The transcript has 2 exons. NCBI's taxonomy places the organism in Eukaryota, Metazoa, Chordata, Aves, Passeriformes, Passeridae.